Spodoptera littoralis (African cotton leafworm) is the source of this 1668-nucleotide messenger RNA. The record is from the annotation of a GenBank genome assembly. Lineage: Eukaryota; Metazoa; Arthropoda; Insecta; Lepidoptera; Noctuidae.
AUGGAAACGGAGUCGGUGAGGUCUGAGCUGAGCAGCCGGUCGCGAAGGAGCUCGAGGCACCGGCAGCACACGCAUCGAAGCACCCGAAGCACAAAGUCACAGAGGAAAGAAUCUUCAGAUAACACAAUGGCACCAUUCCAAACUAGUGUAAACAUUAACCCAGAGAUGGGUAGAGAUGGACAGGAAGUCAUAGAGGUUCAAAUCUUGCCACAGGACGAGAACUGGGGAGAAAACACUACUGCAGUCACUGGAAACACUUCCGAGGGGUCCCAAUCAAUGGAAGAUGUCAGCAACUGGCCUAUGGAGUCAGAUAAUGGAAUUGGGUUUGUGUGUACCAGAUAUUUUGGCACAACAAUAGCCCUUGGACUGUCGUUUGUCUCAUUUGUCAGUCCUCUAGCAAUGGUGGUGCUGCCAAAGAUUGGAUUCUUCCCUGGAUUGUCAGAUAAUAUAGCGAUACAACCAAGUCAGAGGAUACAGCUGCUCUCUUGCACAGCUGAAUGUAAAGGAAUACUCCUUUCUCUUGCCUUCAAACUUGUAUUACUAGCCAUUGGAGUAUGGGCUGUAUUCCUAAGACCAAGAAAUGCUAUAUUGCCAAGGAUAUUUGUCUUUAGAGCUAUGACACUGGUCAUUCUAGCUGUAUGUAUAUUUUCAUACUGGUUGUUCUACAUUGUGCAGAUAACAGAGGCAACAAAAGCUCUUGCAGUGGGCGAGGACGCGAUAGAUUAUAACUCCUUAGUAUCUUAUGUAUCCAGUUUUGCUGAUACAUUACUGUUUAUACAUUAUAUAGCUGUAAUUUUGAUGGAGAUCAGGCAUUUGGAGCCUGUGUACUAUAUAAAGAUUGUUCGGAGCCCUGAUGGUGAAAGCAGGUCUUAUUCUAUCGGACAGUUGAGCAUACAAAGAGCAGCUGUGUGGGUUCUACAGAAGUAUUACACCGAGUUUCCGAUAUACAAUCCGUAUUUGGAGAAGAUUCCUAUAUCUAAGUCACAGAGGAAGGCGCAGUCUAGUAUAAAGUUCUAUGAAGUGGAUGGGUCUACUAAUGCCACGCCUGGACAAGCUAGAUCUACAACAGGGUCCUGUGGUGGCGGGAGCACUCGUCGCCGCGACUCUGGGUCGGCGCACAACGAGCGAUACUACGAGGAGGCCGAGCGCGAGCGACGCGUGCGCAAGCGACGCGCGCGACUGCUCACCAGCGCUGAGGAUGCGUUCGCGCAUGUACGCAGGGUGCGCGUCUCUAGUAAUGGUACGGGCGGCGCGCUAGGUCCCCGCGAGGCGGCGCAGGCAGUGUUCCCGUCGCUGGCGCGCGCGCUGCAGAAGUACCUCCGCGCCACGCGACAGCAACCGAGACAUUCUGCUGACUCUGUUCUCGCACAUUUAGCGCGUUGUCUCUCUCAAGAUGCAUCGCCACGUGCCUUCCUAGAGCCAUUCUUGGUUGAGGGACCUGUAUUGGCAGCGGACCAAGAGACGAGACCCAUUCAGAGAUGGUCUCUGAUCUCCGACGAGCUUCUAGCCAGACCGUUAGCAGAUAACGUGGAAUUCCAACUAAGACAGGGUGAUAUAUCACUUAUUUGUACUAUAAAGCAACUGCCCAAGUUCUCACUAACAGAAGAGGUCGUUGACCCUAAAAGCAACCGAUUCAUUUUGCGGCUAAAUUCAGAGACGUCCGUCUGA